UUGUAGCAGUCUGCUCGGUAUCACCUCCAGUCUACCAGAGCAACAAGCCUGACCACCGUGCCCCUGACACGGUCUGCGGACACAGAAAAUGCCCCGAAAGUGACUCGAGAGGACGGCAGGACUGUCCGGACGCCGGCACUGGACUCCGUGGAGGUUUUCUGACCGACGGACCCGAGUCUCCUGCGCCGUCUCCGCAGCAUUAGGCCUCAUGGAGCUGGGGACUCGACGCCUGCUGUGCACCAGGGAGCUCGAUCCAUGCCCGGUUCCCAGCAAACAACCAUAAAGGGUGGGGACCUUGAUUCAGUUCCUUUUUCCCGUCCCUCCCCCUAAAUUGCCCCUGUGGUGAUAUUGUCCUCUCCCGUCUGUGGCCUGCAACAUGAUUGGCAAGCUGAAACAGAACUUGUUGGUGGCCUGUUUGGUCAUCAGCUCGGUCACGGUCUUCUACCUGGGCCGCCACGCCAUGGAGUGCCACCAUCGCAUCGAAGAGCGAAGCCAGCCGGGCGGGAUCUUGCCUCUGUCAGCUUUGGGGGGCAGCAUGAGGACCACCUUACGGACAGGCCAGAAUCUCAGCACGCCUUUUGUUUACAACAAAGACAUGCCGCUCAUCUUCAUCGGUGGAGUGCCCCGCAGCGGGACCACGCUAAUGCGAGCCAUGCUGGACGCCCACCCCGAGGUGCGCUGUGGCGAAGAAACUCGCGUCAUCCCUCGUAUCCUGGCCAUGAAGCAGAUGUGGAGCCGCUCGGGGCGGGAGAAGAUGCGCCUGGACGAGGCCGGUGUAACAGAUGAGGUGCUGGACGCCGCCAUGCAGGCCUUUCUGCUGGAAAUCAUCGUCAAACAUGGAGAGCCCGCCAACUUUCUCUGCAACAAGGACCCUUUUGCUUUGAAGUCGCUUUCCUAUCUGGCCAAAAUCUUUCCCCGUGCCAAGUUUGUACUCAUGAUUCGCGAUGGCCGGGCCUCGGUCCACUCCAUGAUCUCACGGAAGGUAACUAUCGCCGGCUUUGACCUGAGCAGCUACCGGGACUGCCUGACCAAGUGGAAUCGGGCCAUAGAGACCAUGUACACACAGUGCCUGGAGGCAUCGGAUAAAUGCCUACCUGUGCACUACGAACAGUUGGUCCUUCAUCCUGAGAAGUGGAUGAAGACGCUGCUGAAGUUCCUUGACGUUCCUUGGAAUGAUGCUGUCCUCCACCACGAGGAGCUCAUUGGGAAAGCUGGAGGAGUUUCUCUUUCCAAGGUGGAGAGGUCCACAGACCAGGUCAUCAAGCCUGUCAAUGUGGAGGCCUUGUCCAAGUGGGUGGGGAAGAUCCCAGCAGAUGUCGUGAGGGACAUGGCAGUAAUCGCCCCCAUGCUGACAAGACUGGGCUACGACCCCCACGCCAACCCUCCCAACUACGGCCGGCCUGACCCCAAAGUCCUGGACAACACCAGAAGGGUCUUUAAGGGUGAAUUUCAGCUACCAGAUUUCCUAAAAGAACAAUCACAGAUUCAGAAGUCUGCAGACAGACCCAACCCCAGUUAGGAGCAGCAGGAGUGCCAUCACCACAACACACAGAGGUGCGGUGGAACAGAUAAUCAUGGACAUCGGCUCAUCCAUCUCACCAUCUGUGUUGGGCCUCGGCACUUUUCAAAGGUCACAUGACCACAGCAGGACAGUCUCCUCACCAGAGUCAGCCCCUCCUCCUGCGGGCUCCUCGUCUACGGAGAACUCUUGGCCUUCGAUGUUGUACUGUACAAAAAAAUAAUACUAAUACUUCUCACAACCACAGAAUGUCUGCUGAUUGUUAUUUUUCAUGUCACAUCACACUCAUCGAUUUUUAGAAAUGAUUUCUGGCUAUUUAGAAACAAGAUCUGUGAUUCUGUUGUGAGAAACUGCAGUGGACUGAAAUCGCAAGAAGCAUUUAUGAAUGGAAAAUUAGCUUUUGAAAGAUGCAAUACCUAUUUUAAUGUUAAUUUUUUUUCAUGCCUUUGUAUUGUGCAAUGUCAUGGUACUGAUCAGUAUCAACCGUGAUAAACAUUGUUUGUUUGUUUUUUUAAA
This is a messenger RNA of Plectropomus leopardus (leopard coralgrouper), 2035 nucleotides long. It is a transcript of the gene tpst1, whose product is annotated as tyrosylprotein sulfotransferase 1. Gene Ontology annotation, cellular component: Golgi apparatus. Gene Ontology annotation, molecular function: protein-tyrosine sulfotransferase activity. The record is from RefSeq and is a predicted model, not a curated record. NCBI's taxonomy places the organism in Eukaryota, Metazoa, Chordata, Actinopteri, Perciformes, Serranidae. Gene Ontology annotation, biological process: peptidyl-tyrosine sulfation.